Molecule: messenger RNA, 4283 nt
Organism: Cheilinus undulatus (humphead wrasse)
Lineage: Eukaryota; Metazoa; Chordata; Actinopteri; Labriformes; Labridae
Product: phosphorylase b kinase gamma catalytic chain, skeletal muscle/heart isoform-like
Exons: 10
Coding region: 403-1587 (394 amino acids)
Biological process (GO): protein phosphorylation; glycogen biosynthetic process
Cellular component (GO): phosphorylase kinase complex
Molecular function (GO): calmodulin binding; phosphorylase kinase activity; ATP binding
Source: RefSeq, a predicted model, not a curated record
UUACAGGAACGAUAACUGCAUGUGAACUAAUGAGGUUAAUGUAGGGCAGCCUGUCUCUUUCAGUGUCCCAUUCAGCUGCAGGGUGUCAUUUCAUGGAUCCAGUUUUUGUGUGGACACGCGUUCAGAGUGUGCUGCUGCCGUGGAGGCAACAAUUUAUUUUUGGCAUCUGACAUUAAAGCUCACCCUUCGCAAUGGCAGCGGCCCCUCUAAAGCGCUGCAGCACUCUGGUCUGACUGGAUCUCUGUCAGUCCUCUUGUCUCUACACGGUGAUCACAAGCUGAAUAUCCAUCAUGGACAACGUUUGUUUCAGGCCCUGACCAGCACGAGACACGAUAUCCUGUUGUGAGCUGUGAGGGGAGACGAGUAGUGCAGUCUCUGAGGUGAAGCAGCGUCACAUUCAUCAUGACCAAAGAGGAGGAAAUCCCUGACUGGGUGGGUGCACAGGAGUUCUAUGACAAGUAUGAGCCAAAGGAGAUUCUUGGAAGGGGAGUGAGCAGUGUGGUGCGGCGCUGUGUCGAUAAGCGGACAUCUCAGGAAUAUGCUGUGAAGAUCAUCGACAUCACUCCAUCAGACAAGAUGACUCCACAGGAGAUUGAGGAGAUCAGAGAGGCCACAGUGAAGGAGAUAGACAUCCUGAAGAAAGUGUGUGGACAGGACAACAUCAUACAGCUUAAAGACUGCUAUGAAUCCAACGCCUUUUUUUUCCUUGUUUUUGAUCUGAUGAAGAGGGGGGAACUUUUCGACUAUCUCACAGAGAAAGUGACUCUGAGUGAGAAGGAAACCAGGAAGAUCAUGCGCGCACUGCUGGAGGUGGUCCAGUUUCUUCACAGCCAGAACAUCGUCCACCGGGACCUGAAGCCUGAGAACAUCCUCCUAGACGAUGAGAUGAACAUCAAACUCACUGACUUUGGCUUUGCUGUACAAAUUUCAUCAGAACAGAAGCUCAAAGAGGUGUUUGGGACUCCCGGUUACCUUGCUCCUGAGAUCAUCGAGUGCUCCAUGGAUGCAGGGCAUGAAGGAUAUGGCACUGCUGUGGAUAUAUGGAGCUCAGGAGUGAUCAUGUACACGCUGCUUGCAGGCUCUCCACCUUUCUGGCACAGGAAACAGAUGCUCAUGCUGCGGAUGAUCCUGGCUGGGAAGUACGACUUCUCCUCUCCAGAGUGGGAGGACCGCUCAGACACUGUGAAAGAUUUGAUCUCUCGGAUGCUGGUGGUGGACCCAAAGCAGCGAUACACAGCCACUGAUGUCCUCAACCACUCGUUCUUCUCACAGUAUGUGGUGGAUGAAGUGAGACAGUUCAGUCCAUACAGGCGCUUCAAGGUCAUCUGCAUGACUGUUCUUGCCACAAUGAGAAUCUACUGCAACUAUCGCCGAGCCAAACCUGUCACCAAGGAGGUGAUCAAGAGCGACCCAUACGCAGUCAAGCCCAUCCGAAAGCUCAUUGAUGCGUGUGCGUUCAAGAUCUAUGGCCACUGGGUCAAGAAGGGACAAACUCAGAACAGAGCAGCACUUUUUGAAAACACUCCUAAAGCCAUCCUGCUGUCGAUGGCUGCCGAGGCCGACGAGCCGAUGCACCACAUCUGGUAAAGAGCACUUAUUCUCAGGAUGGAGCUGCUGCGGCUUCAUGAGGACUUUAUGAAACAAAUGAACUGGUUCAACAUAGACAACUGCUAGAAGAAGAGCUUAUAUUGAGUCUUUUUCUAAAGCAUCUUGGGUUUGUGUUGGAAUACAGCACUGGAUGUUACAUUGGGAGUGUUUUCCCUAAAACUGAGAGGAGUGUGGCUAAAAAGACUUAAACAUUUAUGCCACUAUCUACAGGCUUUCUGUGCCAAAUUAAGCUUUAAAACUAUAAUGGUAUUUUAGGGACUAUAUUAGACUGCAAAUCAACUAAACUUGGCACAAAAAGUAAGGAAAUUUGUGUUUGGUAGAUUAUUUCUUUGUUGUAACAAUGCUUCUUGGCAAUAAAUCUUAUACCACUGGAAAGCCUGUUUAUGACCCUUCAUAAUGGUGUCACAUUUGUAAGGAACAUGCAUUAGUGGGAUGAGUAGCAGAGCUGGAUAUGUGGGUUGGGCCCAUGAAAAAUUUACCAAAUCUUCUCUGCCAAUGCCAAACAGCUUAUUCUUUCAUCGACUCUUGUUUGGUGUUUGGUGAAUUGGAUGAUUGAAGUUUGAAGAAACAAGACAUAUUGGCAAUUUAACAGUUUAUUCAUUUAACAGGAGCCUCAGUAGCAUGUGGAAGAACCAUACACAGCCACAACAGCCUGGCACCUCCUCCUCAUGCUGGUGGGAUUGGAGGGACCGCUGUGGGAUGACAUCCCAUUCUUUGUUGGUCACUCUGGCACGAACAGCACACCCAAGCUGAUCCCACAAGUGUUCAAUGGGGCUGAGGUCAGGACUGCUGGCAGGCCAUUCCAUCCUCUCCACUCCCAAAUUCUGGAUGUAGUCUCUGAUAAACCCCGCUCUGUGGGAGCAGGAUCAGGUGCCAACCAGGCACCUGAUUGGAGCACUUGGGGGGUACCAGAAGCUCAAAACAAGAGCCAAUAGCAACAGCAAAAUAAGCUGUUGGGCACUGGCAGAAAAGAUUUGGUAAAUCUUUCAUGGGCCCAACCCACAUACCCAGCUCUGCGACUCAUCCCACAAAUGCAUGUUCCUUACAAAUAUGACACUAUUAUAAAGGGUAAUAAACAGGCUUUCUAAUGAUAUAAGAUUUAUUGCCAAGAUGCAUUGUUACAACAAAGAAAUAAUCUACCAAACACAAAUUUCCUUACUUUUUGUGCUAAGUUCAGUAUCAAGUCAAAUGGAAUGAUUUAAUAUAGUCUGGCAAUCAAAUGGCACAACUGAUGCUGCAGUCUUUAUACCUUACUUAAGAACUUAGACACAUGGUGUCUACUCUUUAGUUACUGCAUAAAUAUUUAUCAAUAGCUGAUAAUUAGAAACUAUUGUCAUCAGAAUCAAGAUAAUGGAUCCUGGAUGUAAAAUAAUGGUACUUUUUCAAAUAUCCAUUCUCUCAGAUCUGUCAGCUUUGCUUAGCAGCCAAAGCUAAAUUUGUCAUAUUUUUCAAAAUACAGCAAACAGAAAUAUGAAACCGUGAACCUGUGUACUUGAAUGGCAUGGAUUUACAUUUGUGUGUACAGUGUAGUGUUUUGAUCAAGAUGUAGGAUGUACUUUCCUGGCCUACUUAUUGAAAGAUGAUAGCACUUUAAAAUGUUUGGCAUGGUUUAUUUAUUAAACCAUUUCACUUAAAAUCAAAGUCUUCUCAUUUAAAAAGUAUCAACUAUUUUUCUGAUUUUUAUAUUUACGAUAAAUUAACUUUAUCUUAAUGCAUCCGUGUCAAAAAUUUUAUGCUUAUUGUAGUGAAAAAAAAAAUCAACAUUUUUUUUAACAAAGUUGUGCUUUAUUUAACAGAAGAGAGGGACAUUUUUCAAGCAUCAUUACAAACUCAAGAUUGGAGAGAUAAUGGUAUUUUUCAAAUACAUGAUACGGACCUUUAUCAUUCUUACCACUUUCUUGCAAUUCUGCUUUUGAAGUUCUCACUGGUUACCCUGCAGUAUUUAUGAAACAAAAGGGAAAUCAGACUUACUACAAAGAACAUGUGGUGGUGAGCAGCAGUUAUAGUGCAUUAAUGUACUCAUUCCUAAACAGUUUGAUGAGGCAGAGGCACUCAUCCAGUCAUUAAGUAGAAAUGAGACAAGGAUGUUGCAUGGUGUCUGACUGUAUCCACCACAGACUUGCUGGAACAGAAUUCUGCCAUGCCAUGGUGUUGAUUUUUGGUCAUUAAGAUUAAUAAUUUGACAAAAUUUGCACAAACAUACCAUCCCUCAGACUUUGGGAGUGAUCUGAUAUGCCAUCAGCAGCAUGACUGACCCUGCAGCCUGAGCCUGUUACAUCACAGAUCCCUAUUUCAACAAAUGCAUAAUAGAAGCAAUAACACUUGUAUUAUUAUUUCAAAUGGUCAAUUUUACACAAUUCUUUUAAAGCCUGAAUAAGAUGCAAAGAUAGCACAUGUUUCCAUUCUGACUAAAGGACGAGGCACAUCACUGGUGCUCUUAUCCUGUAGUUGAGUCAGAAUGUGAAAAUAAUAAUUUAGCAUGGUGUCUGACUGCAUUUACCACUUCAUGAGUAAUACAGAAUUCUGCCAUGCAUUAAAAUGUUAUUUUUCUGACAAUGUAUAUAUUUAAAUAUGAAAACUAUUCACGACUGACUCAAAAUCGAAACAUACAAAGACUUUGGAACUUUUUCAUAGUGUUUUUGUGAUGACUGACAAUAAAUACAGUGUAUGCUUGA